ACUAAUGGAAGAGGGAACUGAGCUCAGACAUGAGUCCUGUGGUCAGGCAAGCAGGGCUUUCUGCAAACCCGGAAGAAGCUCUCACCCUGACUCCUCCAGCCCAGGCAUCUGCAGAGACUUAACAGGAAACAAGCUGAGUAAUGUUCAACCUCCAUUCCCAGUGUUCAGAGGAAGUACAUCUGCCGUUCUCUGAUGCCUGCCUUCCUGAAAAUGGGCCAGAGUCUCUUUCACUUUUGGAGACCAGUUUCUUAGCUGAGGAGCCUUGUUCAAAGACACACACUCCAGUGGGCCCCAUAGAGGAGCAGGGGCCUCUAAGAAAUCUUGUGUCGGACUGUCCCCUGCAUACAGGUGGCCCUUUGGCUUUCUCUGGCAGGUCUCCUCUAUCACUUCUGAUCAAACACCCAUUCACAGAGCAGAACUACCUGGCAGAGACAAGAAGCCACUGGUCUCCUGCUUGCAACAACAGAAGAGCGUCUUGAAGCAAUAAGAGCACAAACUGCUCAGAGAAGCAGUAUUCAAGGGCUCUAUCAUCAUGGAAGAAUCUCAGUCCAAGCAGGAAAGUAGCACAAAAGUGGCUCAGCAUGAAGGUCAAGAGGAUGUGGACCCAACCUUCAAAACAAAGAAACUUAUGGAGGUGGAGCUAAUGAAGCACAGAGUGCAGCUAGAGAGGAACUUGAAGCUAAGAACCUUUCCAGGAGCACGUACGAAGCAAGUAAAAGAGGCUCUUUACCCUCUUCUAACAUGGUCAUCAAAAAGCAAGAAUCUGUUCCAAAAUUUCACAAAACUACUACUCUUUAAAAAAUUGUGCCAAAGAGGCUCAGAAAACUUGGUCAGGGAAAGCUGGUAUCCAUGUGUACCAGAAGAAGAAGCACAUAUGAUUGACAUCCAAGAUUUAUUUGGCCCAAACUUAGGUACUCAGAAAAAGCCUCAAUUAGUCAUAAUAGAAGGAGCUGCUGGGAUUGGGAAGUCAACACUGGCCAGACUUGUGAAGAGAGCCUGGAAGGAAGGCAAGCUUUACAGGAAUGACUUCCAUCAUGUCUUCUUCUUCAGCUGCAGAGAGCUGGCCCAGUAUGAGCAGCUGAGUCUGGCUGAGCUCAUAGUACAAGGCCAGGAAGUGCCCACAGCUCCCAUUAGGCAGAUCCUGUCUCACCCUGAGAAGUUGCUCUUCAUUCUGGAUGGCAUAGAUGAGCCAGCAUGGGUCUUAGCAGACCAGAAUCCUGAGUUAUGUCUUCACUGGAGUCAAACCCAGCCUGUGCACACUCUGCUGGGCAGUUUACUUGGGAAAUCCAUCCUUCCUGGGGCUUCCUUCUUGCUCACAACUCGCACCACAGCUCUACAGAAAUUCAUUCCUUCCCUGGAGCAGCCAUGUCAAGUGGAAGUCCUAGGAUUCACUUUGUUUGAACGGAAAAACUAUUUCUACAAAUAUUUUGGGAAGAAAAAAGGUGGAGUUACUACUUUUACAUUAGUUAAAUCAAACUCAGCGCUCCUGACUCUGUGUGAAGUUCCCUGGGUGUGCUGGUUGGUCUGCACUUGCCUGAAAAAGCAGAUGGAGCAGGGUGGAGAGCUCUCACUGACCUCACAGACCACCACAGCACUCUGCCUGAAAUACCUUUCCCUGACGAUCCCAGGGCAGCACAUGAGGACCCAGCUCAGAGACCUCUGCUCACUGGCUGCUGAGGGGGUCUGCCAAAGAAGGACCCUGUUCAGUGAAAGCGAUCUCUGUAAGCAAGGGUUAGAUGAGCAUGCCAUUGCCAGUUUCCUGAAGAUUGGUGUCCUUCAAAAGCAGGCCAGCUCUCUGAGCUACAGCUUUGCCCACUUGUGUCUUCAGGAGUUCUUUGCAGCAAUGUCCUACAUCUUGGAUGAUAGUGAGGAAAGACAUGCUGAUAUGAAAAAUGACAGAAUUGUGGAAACACUGGUAGAAAGGUAUGGAAGACAAAACCUGUUUGAGGCACCCACUGUGCGUUUUUUAUUUGGUCUUUUGAGUAAAGAGGAAUUGAAAAAAAUAGAAAAGCUCUUUUCCUGCAGCCUUCAUGGAAAGACAAAGUUGAAACUACUAUGGCACAUCCUAGGGAAAUCCCAACCCCAUCAACCACCUUGCCUGGGUUUGCUCCACUGUCUGUAUGAAAAUCAGGAUAUGGAGCUCCUGACACACGUGAUGCAUGAUCUGCAAGGAACAAUAGUGCCUGGACCAGAUGAUUUGGCACACACAGUGUUGCAGACAAACGUGAAGCACCUGGUGAUACAGACAGACAUGGACCUCAUGGUGGUUACUUUCUGCAUUAAGUUCUGCUGUCACGUGAGGAGUCUUCAGCUGAACAGGAAGGUACAGCAGGGACAUAAGUUUACGGCCCCUGGGAUGGUUCUGUACAGAUGGACCCCAAUCACUGAUGCCAGCUGGAAGAUUUUCUUCUCCAAUCUUAAGUUAGCCAGAAACCUGGAGGAGUUGGACCUAAGUGGAAAUCCACUGAGCUACUAUGCAGUACACAGUCUUUGUACGACCCUGAGAAAGCGUGGCUGCCAACUAAAGACUCUGUGGCUUGUUGAAUGCGGCCUCACAUCCACAUACUGCUCACUUCUGGCCUCAGUACUCAGUGCCCGCUCCAGCCUGACUGAGCUAGACCUGCAGCUGAAUGACCUGGGUGAUGGUGGUGUGAAGAUGUUGUGUGAGGGGCUCAGGAAUCCUGCCUGCAAUCUCAGCAUCCUGUGGCUGGACCAGGCAUCUCUCAGUGACCAAGUGAUUGCAGAGCUCAGAACUCUGGAGGCAAAGAAUCCAAAGCUGCUCAUCUCCAGCACAUGGAAGCCACAUGUGAUGGUCCCUACGAUGAACAUGGAUAAAGAAGAAGUGGGUGAUAGCCAGGCCCUACUGAAGCAGCAGAGACAGCAGUCAGGAGACAAACACAUGGAACCUCUGGGGACUGAAGAUGAGUUCUGGGGCCCUACAGGACCUGUGACUACUGAGGUGGUUGACAGAGAGAGGAACCUGUACCGAGUUCAGUUACCCAUGGCUGGUUCCUACCACUGUCCCAGUACAGGACUCCACUUUGUGGUGACAAGGGCAGUGACAAUCGAGAUUGAAUUCUGUGCCUGGAGCCAAUAUCUCGACAAGACUCCCUUGCAGCAGAGUCACAUGGUGGUUGGACCUCUGUUUGACAUCAAGGCUGAGCAAGGAGCUGUGACUGCAGUGUACCUCCCUCAUUUUGUGGCCCUCCAAGAGGGAAUCGUGGACAGCUCCUUGUUCCAUGUUGCCCACUUUCAAGAACAUGGGAUGGUCCUAGAAACACCAGCAAGGGUGGAACAGCAUUACGCAGUACUGGAAAACCCAAGCUUCUCCCCAAUGGGGAUUCUACUGAGAAUGAUUCCGGCUGUCGGACACUUCAUCCCCAUCACUUCCACCACACUGAUCUACUAUCACCUCUAUCUUGAAGACGUCACCUUUCACCUUUACCUGGUCCCCAAUGACUGCAGUAUUCGAAAGGCCAUUGAUGAUGAAGAAAUGAAGUUUCAGUUUGUGCGCAUAAACAAGCCACCCCCAGUAGACGCUCUUUAUCUUGGUUCCCGCUAUAUCGUGUCUUCCUCCAAAUUGGUGGAAAUUAUCCCAAAGGAACUAGAGCUGUGCUACCGAAGCCCUGGGGAAUCCCAGCUCUUCUCUGAGAUCGACAUUGGGCACAUGGAUUCAGAGAUUAAGCUGCAAAUCAAAGACAAGAGGCACAUGAAUCUCAAAUGGGAGGCCUUGCUGAAACCAGGGGAUCUCAGACCUGCACUGCCCAAGAUUGCUACAGCCCCCAAAGAUGCUCCUUCCUUGCUGCACUUCAUGGACCAGCAUCGGGAGCAGCUGGUGGCCCGAGUGACAUCUGUAGAUCCUCUCUUGGACAAGCUGCAUGGUCUGGUGCUGAGUGAAGAUUCCUAUGAAGUAGUGCGGUCUGAGACCACAAACCAAGACAAGAUGAGGAAGCUCUUCAGCCUCAGCCGGUCCUGGAGCUGGGAUUGCAAAGACCAAUUCUACCAAGCUCUGAAGGAGACCCAUCCUCACCUGGUCAUGGAUAUACUUGAGAAGUUGGGUGGGGUCUCUGUGAAAUCCUGACAUCCUGGUGGCUGAAAAGUGAGCACUCUCCUUAGAGUCCUGCCUCUGCCUGACCUUUCCUUGGUCCUGAGUUGCUCCAUCUGUAACCAAUGGCCAUCUGAGUUUCCUUUCUUGUGGCAGUGCUUCCAUGACAUUUCUUGGUGAUCCAUAUGAUCCCUUUUGGCCUUCCCCAGCCAUAUGUUAAUGUGGAAUAAGCAUCUCAGAAAAAAUCCAGUGGGGCCAUGUCUAUUCAGACGUUGUCCCCCAUGUUCUUAUGAUCAAAGCAGCCAGUCUAGAGACAGCCUGACCCACCAUGAAUGCAAGCAGGGCUGAGGAUCAUGGGACUGGAAAGUGAGUGUCUUAUGAAUAGGAAAGGAAGGGGGCUUUUUAAACUCAUGUUGUGUGCUCAGAAACAGAGGUGUAGAGAAGUCACAUGGUGCAGCAUGGGACUCACUGUCAGAAACACCCCAGAUUCAGUGCACAUUGUAAUUUAAUCUUGGGCACUUGCAUAUACACAUGCCUUCUGUUCUUGUGAUGAAUUUGCAAACCUCGCAUUUUGUUAUAUCAUCCCAUAUGGAGGUGUGUGUCACAGCUUAGGAAACUGAUAUGUGAUGGUAGACCAGAUGACUGAACAGAGGCUCAGUGGUUAGCAGUUGCUCUUGAGAUGGUCAGAGUCCUAUUCCCAGCACCCAUUUCAGGCAGCUCACAACUGUGAAUAACACCAACCUCACUGGAUCCAACAGCCUCCUUCCCACUUCUUGGUCACCCAUAUAUACAUUCACAUGCACAAAAUAGGUUUUUAAUUUUUAUAAAAGAAUGAAUAAUAAAAUGGGAUUCUUCUCCAUUGCUCACCCAUCUGUAGUCUCCCCUCCCCCAGCCUGAAACCUGCUUGCUCAGGGGUGGAGCUUCCUGCUCAUUUGUUCUGC
Molecule: messenger RNA, 4986 nt
Organism: Mus musculus (house mouse)
Lineage: Eukaryota; Metazoa; Chordata; Mammalia; Rodentia; Muridae
Gene: Nlrp1a
Product: NLR family, pyrin domain containing 1A
Exons: 15
Coding region: 533-4081 (1182 amino acids)
Biological process (GO): inflammatory response; innate immune response; regulation of apoptotic process
Cellular component (GO): cytoplasm; nucleus; cytosol
Source: RefSeq, a predicted model, not a curated record